AUGGCAAACAAUAUAUUUGCUGGGCUGCAGUCCACCAUCCAAGGCCUUUACCCUUUAAGCUUGACCCACAACCUAGUUGCCUCUUUUCUAGAUCAUGUCCACAAUUAGCAAUCCACUGUUUCUUUUGGUACUAAUGGUAUCUGGGAUAGCAUUGCAACCCCCAAAGGUCUCUGAUUUGCCCUAAUAAUCGUCAGUAUGAACGGGUUCAUCCUCGAUUCAGAAGUUUCGACGUCUAACCACGUGAGUGACUUGCUGAAUAGUUACUUCAGCGACCAGCCUGACGACACAGCGCGUCUGAUUAGUCAGAAACAAAGGAUGAACUUCAAAAAGCUUGUCAGCUUCUCUUUGUUAAAAAGACAAAUGGUCCAGGCUUUAACAGUUGGUCGCAAUUUAAAUGGUUCUUUGAGUAAGAGGCUGGACGAUGUUAUGAACCAAGGGUUUGACCAAUUUGUCUAAUUGUGUUCAGUCUGUCCCAAGAUCAUUACGAGGUCUCAGUGGUGAGAUGCAGUGGUUCUCCCUUCUGUCUGUCUCUCCCUGCGCCGUACGUUUUAAUCCACCACAUCUCAACCCUCCAGGCCUUGCACCACCUUUGACCAAUGUGCCAGUGACAUGCAGCGCAACCAGCAAACCAAUGGAUGGUCUGACAUUGGAUACAGUUUUGUUACAGGUUCUGAUGGAAACCUAUACGAAGGCCGUGGCUGGAAUUGGGUCAGAGCCUAUACUUAAGGGUACAACUCUAUAAGCUUUGGGUUCUGCUUCAUCUGUGAUUAUACCUCCAUCCUUCCUGUCAAGAGUGUGAUGGACAUGGUGCGAUGCCACAGAAUGCCCAGGAAACACCUCGUACCGGAAAAUCCAGAAAUGGGUGCAUUGGGAGGUAAAAGAUAA
Carassius gibelio (silver crucian carp) is the source of this 885-nucleotide messenger RNA. RefSeq names its product peptidoglycan recognition protein 6 (gene pglyrp6). The record is from RefSeq and is a predicted model, not a curated record. Lineage: Eukaryota; Metazoa; Chordata; Actinopteri; Cypriniformes; Cyprinidae. Gene Ontology annotation, biological process: defense response to Gram-positive bacterium; detection of bacterium; peptidoglycan catabolic process. Gene Ontology annotation, molecular function: peptidoglycan immune receptor activity; N-acetylmuramoyl-L-alanine amidase activity; peptidoglycan binding.